AUGGUAUGGUUCAGUGGUCGAGCUGUAACAUCUUCUUCACUCAGGAUCACGCCGCUGCCGCCAUCGCCAAGUCUGGCGUUCCAGGUUUGCGAUCACAAAGGUAAGCAGCCGCGACCUUUUGACAACCUGUACGGCUGCAGGGAGAGUCUGAUCGACGGCAUCAAGAGAGCCACUGAUGUGAUGAUUGUCGGUAAAGUUGCCAUGGUGACGGGCUACGGCGACGUGGGGAAAGGCUGCGUCCAGGCUCUGCGUGGGUUCGGAGCUCGCGUCAUCGUCACCGAGAUCGACCCCAUCAACGCGCUGCAGGCCGCCAUGGAAGGGUACGAGGUCACCACCAUGGAAGAGGAAGGAAACAUCUGCUUUAUUAAACAGCUUCUGUCCCGAUCACCUGUUCUCUCCUGUAGGUUCUGGCUCAGAUCGAGUUGUGGAAGAACACGGACAAAUAUCCCCUCGGAGUCCACUUCCUGCCCAAGAAGUUGGAUGAGCAGGUGGCAGCCGCCCACCUGGACAAACUGGGGGUGAAGCUGACGAAGCUGACAGACAAGCAGGCCAAGUACCUGGGUCUGCCCAGCGAGGGGCCCUUCAAACCAGACCACUAUCGCUACUGAGCGUCCAGUCCAGCUGGGGAAGAGGAGGAGGAAGAGGAGGUGUGGCUACCACGGUGUUGGUGUUUAGGUGUAGCUGUGUUUGGGUGGAG
This is a messenger RNA of Cottoperca gobio, 697 nucleotides long. Its product is annotated as adenosylhomocysteinase-like. The transcript is spliced from 5 exons. Gene Ontology annotation, cellular component: cytosol. The record is from RefSeq and is a predicted model, not a curated record. Gene Ontology annotation, molecular function: adenosylhomocysteinase activity. Gene Ontology annotation, biological process: L-methionine cycle. The coding region runs from base 1 to 522 and encodes 173 amino acids. NCBI's taxonomy places the organism in Eukaryota, Metazoa, Chordata, Actinopteri, Perciformes, Bovichtidae.